Molecule: messenger RNA, 1881 nt
Organism: Athene cunicularia (burrowing owl)
Lineage: Eukaryota; Metazoa; Chordata; Aves; Strigiformes; Strigidae
Gene: CCDC81
Product: coiled-coil domain containing 81
Exons: 8
Coding region: 128-1084 (318 amino acids)
Cellular component (GO): centrosome
Source: RefSeq, a predicted model, not a curated record
CAUCACUUGCUUGCAGAAGCUAUGUGACAUCUCAGAAAGAUUGAACCCCGUUCUGCCUUUGGUCUCUUUUCAGGGUGUCACAAUACCUGGGCUGGGCACCUUCUGCCUUAUUCCAUACACUUUGCCCAUGAGGAGCUCUCAGCUCCUGAACUUGCAGAGGCCCAUCUUCCAGCUGUCGGAGAACUUUGCAUGGGUUCACGGGCUCCAGUAUGAGGGAGAAAUUUUUCCAGGUUCUUCCCCCAGAGUAUUGCUGAAUUACACCUCAGUGUCCUUGGACACCCGCAUUCCUCCGGACACGGUGCAGCGCUGCAUUCAAGAGACCCUGCUUUUUCUGUCCUACACCCUGGCAAACAAGCAGAACGUGGACUUCAUCUUCAAGGACAUUGGCUGCCUGCGCUUCCAGAACAAAAAAGUCAAAAUGCAGUUUUCUGCAGAGUUUCUUCGCACUCUGGAUAGCACCGGCCACCUGCUGAAAUCUCUCCUCAGCAGGCCAGGGACGAGAGAUUCAGCAGCAUCAGGCAGAAAGAACACCCCUUCCCAGACGGCUUCUGGCAGUGACCUCGUGUUUCCCAGGGUCGGGCUCUACAUAUCACCUGGAAGGGCUGCCAGGGAAGGGCCUCUCCAGACACACAAGGGGCAGCUGGAGAAGAAGGGAGAAGCAAGCAGGAAGAAGAGGCUAAGAGAUCAGGGUCUCUCACUGACAAGCUCCAGCUGCUCUCUCUCUCCGGCCAGACUGCCGCCGCUGACAGUGGAAGGAGAGCUGGGCAAGGCUGCCAGGGCAAGAGAGCCUCUCAGACUGCUGCCAGUGCUCGAGGAGAGCUCUUCAAGGAAAGGAGAAGAGGGGAAGUGCAAGCCCUCUGCUACGGCCUGGCCCCAAACUUUACCCCCAUUGUACGAGGGCCACCACAGAGCAGGACAGGCAGUACACUCCCUGUGCAUGCAGCGGGAUGAAAGAAAGCUCCAGGCGUUACUGGCUGAGGAGCGGCUCCAGAAAAAUGAAAGGAAGAGCACAUUCGGGCAGAGUACCAGGCUCACAGGGAGAGGAACGAGGCAGGGAGUGUCUGGUGAAGCUCCUACAAACUGAAAAUCCUCCUUUAAGGAACUUUUGCACAAUAGAGGCUAAACUGAAGCAACAUCUGCAGCUGCUGCUCAGUUAGGCUGACUCCUGGAGCCUGCCCCAACUUUUUGCAAGAACCCUCCCAGCCUGGCAGCAUCGGGAGCAGGCUGCCACGCCACUUUUAUACCAGCCCAGCCCAGCUGACACCCACAGAGCUGCUUCUCCCACUGGUUUGAGACAAGAUCUCACCCAAGAAGGCUGAUGAUGCUCAGCUUCUGAGCACCAUAUGUCACCAUCUACAAGGGAGCAGAGCACCACAAAUGAGUGAAUGCCACCGGCAGGUCAGAUUUGUGGCAUUUCACACUACUUGUAAUAAAAAGGUGAGGCCUGUGGGCAACCAAACCACUCAGGUUUGCAACGUCUACCCAGCCUGUCCCAAAGUCUGUUCCUGAAGACCUCUUUCAGAAUUUUUUUAAGCAGUCUCACUGACGUCUGUGAGAUGGCUGAUGGGCUGUAAGGUCUCCAGGAUUAGAGUCCUGGUUAAUACAUAUUUGCAUAUUGACCUUGAGAAGUAAAUAAAAUGCUUAGUGAAAUCUUAAGUGAAAGAAGGUGUUUUCUUUCCUUAGCAGAGACCAGAGCAUUAUCAGCUUCCCCUUCAUUUGCUUGGCCUGCCAAAAGCGCAGAUCCCAGGCACACAGCUCAGGUGAGAAAACUGUUAUAAGAUACAUUAGUGCAGCACCACUGAGCUGAAAUACUCCAAGCAGCUACCAGUAUGUGCUACAAAUUCACAUGAAUUGAAGCAGUUGCUAAACAAACAAACAAAA